CACUCGGUCUCGUAUCUUGUGACUGAUGUCACAGGCAUAUGACUUGUGACGUCAUUCAAUAGUAUCCACAUAAAUAUAAGGUGGGAUUGUGAAACAACAUCGUCAAAUAUACAAUUCUUUACAGGGAUAUAUCUGAAGAAGAACAAGUCUAAGCACAAUGUCUCAUAUUUACCCAUCACUUGAGGACAUGAAGGUUGGCCAGAUGGCGCAGGCUCAGGCCCAAUAUGAGCAACAGACGUCAGUUCAGCCAGCUGUUACAUACCCCCACCCUCCAGGAGCCUACCCACCCCAGCAGCCACCUGCUUACACUCCACACCCCACCCCCAGUGCAAGCGGCUCCAUGUACCCGUCUCUUCAGGAGUACAUGGGACUACAGAUCACACCCGAGAUGACUGCUGCUAUGGCUGUUGUACCUGCCAACCCAACACAGGUGGCAGUGCGACAGAGUGGAUCGGGCAGCAUGCAGGUUGCCCCUGUCACAGGAAACAAUCGAGGAUUGGCAAGGGCUGAGAUCAAGCAGGGCAUCCGAGAGGUGGUCAUGUGCAAAGAUGGCACAGGCAAAGUUGGACUCCGUGUCAGACAUGUGAACAACGGUUUGUUUGUUUGUCUGGUGCAAGACAACUCGCCAGCAGCUUUGUCCGGCUUGAGGUUUGGGGAUCAGAUCCUACAGAUCAACGGACAGACUGUGGCAGGCUGGGACACUGACAAGGCCCACAAAGAGUUGAAGAAAGCAGCAGCUGAGAGAAUCACCAUGGCAGUGAGAGACAGACCGUUUGAGAGGACUAUCACUAUGCAGAAGGACAGCAAUGGCUACAUCGGCUUUGUGUUCAAGGAUGGGCGUAUCAAGUCUAUUGUAAAAGACUCAUCUGCUGCACGUAAUGGAGUGCUGACUGACCAUCAACUGACAGAGGUCAACGGUCAGAAUGUAAUUGGGCUGACAGAUAAUCGUGUUGGAGAUAUCAUCGACGCUGGUGGCAGGACCGUCACCAUCACACUGGUACCCUGUAUCAUCUAUGAUCACAUCAUCAAGUGCAUGGGAGGUUCUCUCUUCAAGAAGAUGGACCACUCUAUCCCCGAGGUAUAACCUGUGAUGUUGUAAACAGACUGAUUGGAUGAUGCCAUGCCCACCUUGGGAAAACAGUCUUGGAUUUCUGCCUACAUCUGUAUAUAUAACGUGCAUGGCGAUAGAAGGCAAGGACGACGUCUGUUUCAUGGUGGAAAGAUGUGAAUAGCUGUGUAAAUAGGCCUGUCAUUUCAUAAGGGGCCAAAUGCUUAAAACCAAACCUGAGAAAAUAAAUAUACAUAGUGUUAUGUAUAAGCUAUAUCAAAACAGAUUAUUUAUGAAUGUGGUAAAGUUACAUGUAUUGAUUUUGUUACACCUCUUGAAAUCGAAACAUUGAAAUAGUUUAAGAUACACAUGUAUUUGAUAUGCUUGUCUUUAGUCAGUUGUACAUAAAUCUGUGAUUUUAAACUUAAUGUAGUGUUCUGUUUUUUCUCCCAUGUUUUAACAUUUGUUUUCGAGUUACACUUUGGAUAUCUGUUUUCCAUGUUUCAUUUCUAUUUUUAGUUCUAGUCACAUGAAAUAGGAUAUGGUUUCAUCAUUUGUAUCUCAGUGUGCUAGAUUCAUUUGUUACUUGGGAAAGAUUUCCCUCACAAAAUAUUUCAUCAACAGAUCUGAUUGGAAUUUGCCCCACUUGAUGACUUAAUACUGAACUUGCAGAGUAAUUACAGGCUAUUAUCUUUGGUAAUGUUGAAUAACUAUUUCACUGUAUGACACUACACUCAGCUAUUGUUAGAAGAGGAUUAAUUGCUUAUCUUAGUCAUUUCAAGUACGUUCAAGCCAUCACAUUUCUGAGAAUAAUCUGUGCCUUUUACAUUCACCUGUAUAUUUUGCAAGAGAGAAUGGGGGUAAGUUCGUCUACAAGGAACUUGUUUGCAUACUUAGAGUACUAUGUGUCCAUGACUUCCAGCACAACAGAUCAAUGUCACUUGUGUGUUAUGUAUGGAGUCAGCACAUUAUCAGGUCAAAGCUCAAUGUGGGAGUUCACCUUCAGUUUGGUCACAUUGAUCACUGUCUGUUCCAAAUCAGUCACUCGAGAGUGUUUGGACCGUCGUUGGUGUUUAGAAUCCACCUUGUGAUGCACAGUCACAGUUCUAAUAACUGCAACUUGUAGAAAUCUUGGCACCAACAGAAACAUAGGGGAAUUUGGGCGAUUUGUGAUAUACAUUUUGUUGACAUUAGCUUGACCUUGUCUGUGCAGCUUAUCACAGUUGUGCAAGUUUUAAUUUAAAGUUUUAAAUUUUCUUAAGAUUUGAUGUUCUCUUUUUCGCCAGUGCUAUAUGUGCUUUUUUUUAAAGAAUAAUAUAUAAUGUAUGGUCAUUUUGAAAUUGACUUUGUUAAACCAUUGCAUAACUUUUUCAUGCAACAUUUUUAUGUAGCUAUGCUCCAGGAGAGUAAAAUUAUUAACAGCUG
Haliotis rubra (blacklip abalone) is the source of this 2473-nucleotide messenger RNA. RefSeq names its product syntenin-1-like. The record is from RefSeq and is a predicted model, not a curated record. The transcript is spliced from 7 exons. Bases 158 to 1084 code for a protein of 308 amino acids. Gene Ontology annotation, cellular component: plasma membrane; cytoplasm. Gene Ontology annotation, molecular function: protein binding. NCBI's taxonomy places the organism in Eukaryota, Metazoa, Mollusca, Gastropoda, Lepetellida, Haliotidae.